Saitoella complicata NRRL Y-17804 is the source of this 1335-nucleotide messenger RNA. Its product is annotated as clathrin adaptor, mu subunit. Bases 1 to 1335 code for a protein of 444 amino acids. Gene Ontology annotation, biological process: intracellular protein transport; endocytosis. NCBI's taxonomy places the organism in Eukaryota, Fungi, Ascomycota, Saitoellomycetes, Saitoellales, Saitoellaceae. The record is from RefSeq and is a predicted model, not a curated record. Gene Ontology annotation, cellular component: clathrin adaptor complex; cytoplasmic vesicle. The transcript is spliced from 3 exons.
AUGCCCGACAUCGACGCUCUCUUCAUCCUCAAUUCAGAUGACCAGCUCAUCUUCGAGCACCAUUGGCGAAGACGCGUCACAUAUGAGACGACAAACGCCCUGUACUCCUCAGCGAGGGAUCAACUGGACAGCACUGGACCCUUCAUCGCUGCCUCGGAUGGAAGUCUGUUAUACCAUGUAACUCAUGCGCCGGCCUCGACCACGCAUGACAAUGUUGUUUUCCUCCUAGCGACAUCGUCGGAGGCACCACCGUUGGUGGCUUUGGAGUUCUUGCACAGGAUCAUCCUCGUUCUGCAGGAUUACUUUGGCAAAGUCACAAGUUCGACAAUCGAGGGCAAUUACGACGUAAUCUGCAACCUGAUGUACGAGAUGAUGGACAAUGGCGAACCACUACUGACUGAGCCCAACGGUUUAAGAGACGCUGUCGAACCACCCUCAAUUAUGUCAAAACUGUUAGCGUCAACAGGUAUAAAUGCAUCUUCACUGUCAGCCGCGACGAACCCUAGUAUAUCCACAAUACCCUGGAGGAGAUCAAAGGUGUCAUACAACAAUAACGAGAUCUACGUGGACGUUAUCGAGAGAAUCCGCGCGAUUACCGAUGCACACGGUCGACUCACCCACGCAACCGUACAAGGCGCCUUCCGCGUAAAAUGCCAAAUCUCCGGCGUCCCAGACCUCCUAAUGAACCUCUCAACCCCCCUCGACCUCCCAUCCCUCCACCCAAGUAUCCGACUAGAUCAACUGCAGACAAAUCCACGCGCACUCUCAUUCAUCCCCCCCGACGGCGAAUUCGAACUCGCAACUUACGAGACCGAGUUGAGUGGAGGGAGGAUAUGGCCUUUACACGCCGAAGUACGAAAACGGAGGAACUCGCCAGAGUGGGAGUUGGCUGUGAGUGUCAAUCGUAUGCCUGCGCGGAACUCGUCAGCAGCCUCACCGUUGACUGUGGACGACAUAUCGGUGGAGAUCACCUUACCAUCCCCCGCCUCAAACAUCCGCACCUCAAAAGGCGAGCCAGAAACAACCCCAACAAAACUAACUUGGUCCAUCGGAAAACUCGCACAAUCCCAAUCCGCAGUCCUCAAAGCCACCUUUUCCGGCGAAGGCGCACGGAGACCUACGGAGGUACGCCUGAAAUGGAGCAUGACGGGAUGGGCGGCGAGUGGAAUGCGUGUUGAAGGGAUCAAGAUUACGAAAAAUCAUAAUGAGGGUGGUGGGAUAAGUGGGGGGAGUAUGAAUGGGAGAGCGGGGAUGGGUGCGGCGGCGGCGGAGGGGAAGCUUUUCAAGGGAGUGAAGUAUGCGACGCAGUCUGUGGAUUGGGUGAUUAGGUGCUGA